Molecule: messenger RNA, 3477 nt
Organism: Acipenser ruthenus (sterlet)
Lineage: Eukaryota; Metazoa; Chordata; Actinopteri; Acipenseriformes; Acipenseridae
Product: ras and EF-hand domain-containing protein-like
Exons: 17
Coding region: 278-2344 (688 amino acids)
Molecular function (GO): calcium ion binding; GTP binding; GTPase activity
Source: RefSeq, a predicted model, not a curated record
UGCGCCCACAACUUAGCUCAUUAGGAAACACUCCCCGGGACCGAUAAGCGAGUUCAGUAACUUACCUGGAAUACAGCAGUCAAAACAAGAGGGCAUUCAGACCACGACGAUUAUAUACUUCACAGCACAUUUCAAGAAGAAGUAGAACGUGAUUAUUCUUUUGUUUUGUUUUGUUUUGUUAUUCGCAUGACACCGUGCGCCAGUGUUGCGGUCUACAGUACCCUCUGACACUGCGCUGAACCCGAGCUCUGUAUUUUAAUGAACAGACUCUACGUGUAUGGAAUCACAAGCAUCUAACCCCAAACCCGACCUCAGGAGACUGUUCUCUGCGUGCGAUCUGAAUAAAUCUGGACGGAUCGAGUAUGAAGAUUUUGCGACGGUUUGCCGAGAGCUGAGCGUCCAGACCUCGCAGGUGGCUCUUCUCUUUAACAAGUUCGACAUGGACCGGGACGGGUGCAUCGACUACACUGAUUUUUCGACCCGGUUCCACGAAGUUUCGGAAACUUUGGAUCUGGCUUCUUUCGACGGGGCUUCGCAUUCACACAGAAUCGCUUGGGAGGAAUUCGAAGAGAGACUCGGAGAUAAAGUUCACUAUCUAAACAGCAGCCGAGACCAGUUGGCAGAGCUGUACCAGCAGAUCCAUGCCUUCUCGGAGGACGCUGUGCUCCAGUAUGAGUCGCUCAUCGAGGGCCUGAUCAGAGACAGCAGGGUCCACUGUCUGGAGACUGACAAACUGGAGUCCACUCUGAGAAGGACAGAGGAGAUGACUGCGAGACAGCUGGCUGAACUGGAGGAAGACAUACAGCAACAACUCUCCAACCUGGAGAAGAGAGUAAGAGAGGAGGAGCACCAGAAACUGGAAGCAGCAAUCGCAGGCCUUCAGAGGAGACAUGAGAACGAGGUCUCCGAUCUGCAGGCAACUGCUGACAGGCUCAAAGCGCAAGAAGAGCAUCUGCUGCACUUAAUCGCCAAAGAAGAUGUUUCUAAACUUAAAGAUACAAUCAGUGAGCUGACACAGGAAAAGGACCAUUUAAGAAAAUGUCUAGAAAAAGCCAAGACAAGUGUUUCACUUCUUCAAGUAGAGCUGGAUCAACUUAAAAAUGAUUUUACAGACCAAAAAUUACAACAUGAGAGAGAGAAAGAAGCAUUGACCAAGAUGGCAGAAGAACGCCAGUCUUAUUCCAAUCAGAUUGAAAUACUGCAGGGUGUAAACAAAAUGCUGUACGACAGCAACGAUGGGUUGAGAUCGGCUCUCGGCACAAACGUUGGGUCUGGAAAGAAAAGGCACCUCUCACCCAGGGGUCGAAUUCCAAUAACCAGAGUGAAGCCCAAUGAACAAAAUGGGCCGCAUGUCAUUAGCUAUAGCAGCUUUGCUGGUGAAGACAACAGUAUGGCGUUGGAUACGUAUGGACCCACACCUGCAAAAUACUCUCAGGUUGCCAGCUGGGCUGACAACUACCUGGACAGUGGAGUCUCCGACUCUCACGAUGCCAUUGACGGCCAGGACUCCAGCAAUGAGUACGACAGCGAUCACAGCAACUACUCGGAGGGGACCGUGCACUACAGCUACUCCUGUGUGCCCUCAGAUAUUGAGAUGUCUGAAUUGAAGUCCGAGAGGACGCUCGAUGUGGAAUCAUCUUUGGCUCCGAGUCGCCGCAGUUCUGUUGGGUCUUCGAUUAGGAGACGCCUUCCAGCAUUCAGCCCAAAGCUGGCUGAUACAGGAACAGAGGAUUCCCAGGAGCUGGGUCCAAUGUACAGGCUGGUCCUCGCAGGGGACGCGGGAGCAGGGAAGUCCAGCUUUCUGCUCCGACUGUGCAUGAAUGAAUUCAGAGGAAACAUCCCCACAACACUGGGAGUCGAUUUCCAAAUGAAGAAGUUGUUGGUUGACGGAGAGCGUACAACAUUACAGAUCUGGGACACUGCAGGACAAGAGAGGUUCCGCAGCAUUGCCAAGUCCUACUUCCGAAAGGCACACGGGGUGCUACUCCUGUACGACAUCACCUCUGAGAGGAGCUACCUGAAUAUCAGAGAGUGGAUUGAUGAAAUCCGGGAUUCCACAGAUAACCCCAUUCCUCUAAUUCUAAUUGGAAACAAGUGUGACUUGAGAGCAGAGAUGCCGGAGUCCAGCUGUGUGAACACUGCACACGGGGAGAAGCUAGCUAUGACGUACAAUUCCCUUUUCUGUGAAACAAGUGCUAAAGACGGUACCAAUGUUGUGGAAGCUGUCCUGCAUCUUGCAAGGGAAGUGAGAAAGACUGUUAAUGUCAAGCAGAUUGCCGAGCCAGUCAUGAAACUGAGUGUCCAGGAUGGGAAGAAAGCACUGACAAACUGCUGUGGGAUGUAGCAACCACCGUCUCACCUGGCAUCUGAUCACACUAAAGUAUUAUUUUGUGCAUGGAUCCAAAAUACAGCAAAUCAACUGUGUGGGCGAAAUCGGGCAAGUUUGGUUGGGUGGCUGUACAAUCAACACAGCUGCACCCUACAAUUAUUGAUGUUAUCAUGCAACCACACCACCAACAAAUACAUGGGACAAAUUUUUAAAUAAAUACAUACGUUUGUCCUCCUGUGUAGGAGUAAAUUGACGUUAAUGAGAAUGCUGUUUUUAAAGUUCACUAUAUUGGUAAGUGACAGCUGCUGAAUUAAACAUUUAAGGUAAUUGAAUUGUUUGUCACGUUUACAGGGCUGGGGGUGUUAGGAAAUGAGUAUCUUUUCUUUUAAUGCUUUUACUGACAUUAAAAAGAUGGAUUUUAAAAUUCAACAAUUCCAAACAAGAACAACAUUUGCUAUUGCUUCAUAUAAACCCUCCUGUUGUCUCCAAUAAGCAUGAAUAGCUGACUGAACACAUUUCCAGCUGUUCAAGAUGCAUCAGGAUAUGUGUUUUUGUGGAUUAGAUUUUUUUUUUUUUUUGCACAACACAAGUGAUGUCACCAAUGCAUCAUAAUAGCUUUAGCACCCCUUGGAGAACACUGUAUUUUUAAACUGUUGCAUUUAGGUAAAUGGUUUGUGUAUAUUUAACCGGUAUAAUGUAUUUUGCACAAAAAAAAUGAAGGGAUGUAUAAAGUUUUAAUGCUGAAAUUAUGUAAAUGUAAAACUGAUUUUUAUGGCUGUGUUGGUGUUUAGAAUUUAUUAGUUUUAUAGGAAAUAAAAAAUAUGUUUGUUACAAAACUUUAGUUUUUGAUUAAUAGACAUGGGCCUGUCCAUUUAGUAUCCCACACACGGCUCAGUGUAGAUAUCCUGCUUAUGCGGUUGUGAUGACACAUAUUCUGUAAAAGUUUCUUGGUUAUCAGAUCUGGCCACAGAGCCUACGGUUUCAUGUUGGGUAUUGGUUUAAUUUGUUAUUUAAUAUUCUGUCAAUUGUAAAAACUUUAUUUUCUUACCAGGUAAUGGAUAUGUAUAUAAUAUCUUUAUUUUUAUAUAGCGCCUGUCAUAGCAGACCACCAUCACAAAGUGCUUUACAAAGGUAGGCUGUGCAUUAUA